Molecule: messenger RNA, 329 nt
Organism: Linum tenue
Lineage: Eukaryota; Viridiplantae; Streptophyta; Magnoliopsida; Malpighiales; Linaceae
Source: the annotation of a GenBank genome assembly
UGACGAUGACGACGGUGGGUUGUUGGGCUUCUUCUCGUAAUGCCCCUGCAGUUGACAAAAUUAAAGACAAAUCUAUCGUUGAACCCUCUUUUUUGGAUUGUCGACUUGACCGGGAGAAGAGAAUGUCGGAUUCCGAAUCGGCCUGACGGAGAGGGAUGGCGGCAGCGGCGAUAUGAGGCUAAGUUCGGAAGAAGAUUCAUCGUUCACGUCAUGGAUUUGUUCCACCACGCACAACAAAAUCGAGCUCGGCCUCUGAAUUAAUCGGAUCAUUGAAGGCUCCUGGACUUCCUGCCGCCUCCAAAAAGAAGAGGAAGAAGAUGAAGGGUUGG